UUUAAUUAUAUAAAAUUCAUACGUACACGAACUUGUAAUUCUCAGAUGCUAUGAAAUUCGGGAAAAUCCCUUUAAUACUAAUCUAUCAAUCAAAAAUGCUAAAACCAUAACGCCAAUUAACAAACAAUACAAGUUUACUUCAUUGCAAAAACAUCGGUGAACAACAAACUAACAAAACAAACAAUAACAUCGGCGUUUUUAGUACGAGUAAAUUGUGUACGAGUCUUAUUCUUAGUUGUGGACGACAUCACCAAUAGUUGAGUACGAGUAAAUUGUGUAUGAGUCUUAUUCUUAGUUGUGAACGACAUCACCAAUAGUUGUGGACGACAUCACCAAUGCCUUGUGGACGACUCCACCAAUGGGUGUGGACGACUUCACUGUGGACAACUUUGCUUGUGGACGACUUCACUGGCACCCGUCAAGAGUUUACUUGCCAACUGUCAGUCACUCAUGAACUUGUAGGCCUACUUGACAUUUUUAACUUUGUGUGGGUUUAUUCACAUAAUGACGUCGGUCUCUUUGAUACAAGGUGCAAGCCGAGGAAUUGGACUUCAGUUUUGUAAAAGUUUAUUAAAACGAUCAAAGGAUGCUACAGUAAUUGCAACAUGUCGCAAUCCAGAUUCUGCUGAAGAUCUUCAGAAAUUGAAAAACGAUUAUCCCACAUCUCUCCAUAUUUAUAAAAUUGAUGUGACAAAAGAAUCAGAGGUUCAACAGACAUCGACUGAGAUACCUAAAAUCUUUGAUAAAUUAGAUCUGUUGAUUAAUUCAUCUGCCAUAUUACAUCCAAGUGGACGUGGAGAGACGAGUUUACGAGAUGUUUCUGCAGAGGGAAUAAUGAAUACUAUAGCAGUUAAUACGGCUGGUCCUCUAUUAAUGGCUAAAUAUUUCAGUUCUCUGUUAACAAAAGGUAACGGUUCAUUCGGUGUGCAAGACUCAGAAUCCAAGAAAACACACGCAGCAGUAUUAGUCAAUAUGUCCGCCAAGGUUGGCUCAAUAACUGAUAACGGUUUAGGGGGUUGGUAUAGUUAUCGUAUGGCUAAAGCUGCCUUAAAUAUGGCGACCAAGAAUCUCAGCAUUGAAUUAGGACGUGGGAAAAAUCGUGUGAUCUGUGUCUCGCUACAUCCUGGCACGGUCAAUACUGACCUUUCACGACCUUAUCAUAAAAAUGUGCCGAAUCUGUUUACAACAGAAUAUUCAGUGGAUUGUCUCCUUAAAGUCAUUGACAGUUUAAAGAUGGAAGACAGCGGGAAAUUUUUAACAUAUGACAGAACUGAAAUGAAAUACUGAUGAACAUUGUUAAUAUAGAAGAUAAAAUUAAAAUCAAAAUAAAAUGGA
Patella vulgata (common limpet) is the source of this 1335-nucleotide messenger RNA. Its product is annotated as C-factor. NCBI's taxonomy places the organism in Eukaryota, Metazoa, Mollusca, Gastropoda, Patellidae. The transcript is spliced from 4 exons. Bases 505 to 1287 code for a protein of 260 amino acids. The record is from RefSeq and is a predicted model, not a curated record.